This is a messenger RNA of Cokeromyces recurvatus, 183 nucleotides long. RefSeq names its product Fip1 motif-domain-containing protein. NCBI's taxonomy places the organism in Eukaryota, Fungi, Mucoromycota, Mucoromycetes, Mucorales, Mucoraceae. The record is from RefSeq and is a predicted model, not a curated record. Gene Ontology annotation, molecular function: RNA binding. The annotation marks the transcript as partial. Gene Ontology annotation, cellular component: mRNA cleavage and polyadenylation specificity factor complex. The transcript has a single exon.
GAGGAUAAACCAUGGAGAAAGCCUGGUGCAGAUAUUACAGACUAUUUUAACUAUGGUUUUAACGAAAUAACAUGGAGAGCCUAUUGUGCUAAACAAAAGAUGCUAAGAGAAAACAAAAAAGUAAACAGUUUUUAUGUAUUAUAUUGCAGAGGGUAUCUAUUUACUCAUUUUAUUUUUAAUUAG